UUAAGAGACCAAAGUAGAACAAUAUAGUAAUAGACAACGUUAUGUGUUGAAUUAUUGGAAUGUCCAUGUGAACUUUUCAUCACUUUCUUACUUUUAUUACUACUUGCCAACUGUCUUAUCCACACAUGUGAUUUUCCAUUGCCAGAAAGGUACUCAAUCUCUAAAAAAGUUGUUCAGGUUGAUUCUCUCUGCAGCAGUUUGAUUGUGUUUGACAAAAAUGGCAGAGGAGUUGAUAUUGUUAGAUGAAUGGCUUAGUAUGUUUGGUAUGAGAGCAAGGAUAGCAUUGGCCGAAAAAGGGAUAAAGUAUGUGUACAAGGAAGAGGAUCUUGACAACAAGAGCCAAAUGCUUUUGCAGAUGAACCCAAUUCAUAAGAAGAUUCCAGUUCUCAUCCAUAAGGGAAAACCCAUUUGUGAGUCUAUAAAUAUUGUCGAGUAUAUUGAUGAAGUUUGGAAUGAAAGUGUUCCAUUUCUACCCUCAGAUCCUUAUCAGAAAUCUCAAGCCAGAUUUUGGGCUGAUUUUGUCAACAAAAAGGUUGGUGAUGUUGGGGGAAGGAUAUGGCCUGGACGGAGAGACGAGAUUGAAGUGGCAAAAAAGGAGUUGAUUGAAGGGCUAAAGGAAUUGGAGAUUGUGCUUGGAGACAAGCCUUAUUUUGGUGGUGACACAUUUGGGUAUGUUGAUAUUGCUUUGAUUCCUUUCUACACUUGGUUUUAUACUUAUGAGGAGUUAUGCAACUUCAAAGUUGAGGCAGAGUGUGAUAAGCUGAUUGCUUGGGCAAAGAGAUGCAAACAAAGGGAGAGUGUUUCCAAAUCUGUUGCUGAUGAGAAAGAGGUGUAUGAGUAUGUUGUUAACUAUAGGAAGAGGUUUGACUUGGAUUGAGAAGAUUCUUUGGAAUCUGUGAGAGAAAUUGAAUUUCUUGAAUUUGGCUUUUCCUAUAGUGUCAUGUCUUGUUGAUUUCCUUUAAAAUGUUUUCUAAUAAUGUUUUGGGCAGCUGAUUUCCUACUCUGUUGCUCUAUGGUUCCAAGCAGCCUCAAAUAUGAUAUAACUUUCAAAUC
Molecule: messenger RNA, 1053 nt
Organism: Lathyrus oleraceus (garden pea)
Lineage: Eukaryota; Viridiplantae; Streptophyta; Magnoliopsida; Fabales; Fabaceae
Product: probable glutathione S-transferase
Exons: 2
Coding region: 218-877 (219 amino acids)
Biological process (GO): glutathione metabolic process
Cellular component (GO): cytoplasm
Molecular function (GO): glutathione transferase activity
Source: RefSeq, a predicted model, not a curated record